This is a messenger RNA of Erythranthe guttata (spotted monkey flower), 1403 nucleotides long. RefSeq lists its product as uncharacterized. The record is from RefSeq and is a predicted model, not a curated record. Gene Ontology annotation, molecular function: zinc ion binding. Lineage: Eukaryota; Viridiplantae; Streptophyta; Magnoliopsida; Lamiales; Phrymaceae.
GUUGUUGGCUUCAUCUAAAACAAACCUCGGACUUGCAACACUGAUUGGAAUUUGGAAGUCUGGUUUCCGAAACCCCCUUUCGCCGGAGCGGUUGUUAAAAUUCAUGCCCGUUAUUAAGAAAAGCGUUGAAUUCAUCAACCGAAAGGGGUUUCCUUUUUUCCUUUACAUGAAAUUGAAUUCGAAUUGCUGAAUUUAAUCGUCUGAAGAAUGGGCGGCGAUCAACCCGACGACGCUUCGCCGCUGAUGGCGCCGACGCCUAUGGCGGACCCCUCCGAAAUUGACCUAGAGGCGGGCCCCAAUGAGCAAAUUCAGUGUCGAAUUUGCCUCGAAACCGACGGUAGGGAUUUCAUUGCUCCUUGCAAAUGCAAAGGUACAUCGAAAUACGUUCACAGAGAAUGUCUCGAUCAAUGGCGUGCCGUCAAGGAAGGAUUUGCUUUUGCUCAUUGCACAACUUGCAAGGCUCAAUAUCAUAUACGAGUACACGGCGUUGCCGAUAGGAAAUGGCGAACAUUGAAGUUCCGGUUUUUCGUCACUAGGGAUAUUUUGUUUAUCUUCUUCUCCGUGCAGCUGGUUAUUGCUCUGUUGUCGUACUUGGUGUAUCUUAUUGAUGGUUACCAGAAAUUUUGGCUUCGUCUCGCAUGGGGUUUUGAUAACGCACUUAGUUUCUACUACAUAUGCGGGGCGUUACUAUUUUUUGCUUUACUGGGUUUAUCUGGAUGCUUUAUAACUUGUUACGACAGACGAGUGCGCAACGAUCUAGCUCAACCAUGUCGAGAAUUAUGCGUUUGUUGUUGUCAUCCCGGUAUAUGUGCCGAUUGCCAUUUGCCAGGCACGCUUUGCAUGUGGACUGAUUGUACCACGUGCUUCGAAGGUUGUGCAAGUACAAUUGGCGAAUGUGGUUGCUUGGGAGGUGCCGGUGAAGCUGGAUUGCCGCUUUUAUUUAUAGUGGCUAUAAUAGUGCUCGGUUUAUUUACGGUUAUUGGAAUAUUCUAUAGCGUUUUGGUGGCUACAAUGGUUGGUCAAAGGAUUUGGCAACGGCACUAUCACAUUCUUGCAAAAAGAAUGCUUACGAAAGAAUAUGUUGUUGAGGAUGUUGAUGGUGAGAUGACGGAAGCUGAUUGGUCACCGCCAGCUCUGCCGCCAGAGCAUGUUCAGCAGCUCAAAGCUCUUGGCCUUCUAUGACUCUGCACGUUUUAAGGUUGUCUGUAUUUCAGCACCGAAUGUAAAAAUUAGGAAUCAACGUAAAAGAAAUACACUUGAUGCCUCCCCCCCCCCCCAAUUAUGUUCAUAUUCUGUGACGACAAGAAGUAACCGUACAUCUGAUAUGAUCGUUGUUUCGUACAUUGUGAAAAGGAAAUAAUUGAUAACUAGAGUUGAGUGUUGACUCAACCACUUAUCCGGUA